Messenger RNA from Calypte anna (Anna's hummingbird), 3919 nucleotides. RefSeq names its product inositol polyphosphate-5-phosphatase K (gene INPP5K). Gene Ontology annotation, molecular function: phosphatidylinositol-3,4,5-trisphosphate 5-phosphatase activity; phosphatidylinositol-4,5-bisphosphate 5-phosphatase activity; inositol bisphosphate phosphatase activity. Bases 162 to 1556 code for a protein of 464 amino acids. The transcript is spliced from 12 exons. Gene Ontology annotation, cellular component: plasma membrane; ruffle; endoplasmic reticulum. Gene Ontology annotation, biological process: phosphatidylinositol dephosphorylation; negative regulation of insulin receptor signaling pathway; negative regulation of phosphatidylinositol 3-kinase/protein kinase B signal transduction. NCBI's taxonomy places the organism in Eukaryota, Metazoa, Chordata, Aves, Apodiformes, Trochilidae. The record is from RefSeq and is a predicted model, not a curated record.
AGCAGCGCAGGCGGGAACGGGCGGGCGGCGGCUGAGGGGAGUGAGGCGGCUGCGGGCCGGGCCGGACCGGACGAGGUUGGGGCCUCGGCUCUACCCCUCGUCUUCCUGACUGGAACCCAGCUCUUCCUGCCUGGAAACCUGGUGUGUUCGGCCGCAGGGAGAUGGAAGCUGCGGGCCAGGCUCAGGGCGGAGCCGUGAGGGAGCUGAGACUACACCUAGUUACCUGGAAUGUGGGCACAGCCUCUCCACCUCCUGAUGUCACUAGCUUGCUUCAGCUCAAUUCAGAGGGCCCAGCUAUGGAUAUGUAUGUUAUUGGCUUACAGGAGGUGAACUCAAGAAUCACAAAUUUUCUGUCUGACUUGGCAUUUGAUGAUCCAUGGAGUAUUUUUUUCAUGACUGUAUUGUCUCCCUUGGGCUAUAUCAAGCUCUCCUCCAUUCGCAUGCAGGGAUUGCUGCUUCUGAUCUUUGUGAAGCACGUCCACCUGCCUUUCAUACGGGAUGUUCACACCCACUACACACGCACGGGCCUCUAUGGAUACUGGGGGAACAAAGGAGGAGUCACUGUUCGAAUGUCCCUCUAUGGUUAUACAAUUUGUUUCAUGAACUGCCACUUACCAGCUCACAUGGAGAACACAGAGCAGCGACUGGAUGACUUUGAGAAGAUUUUGGAAAUGCAGUUUGAAGGAGAGAAUAUUCCAAGUACUUUGGACCAUGAUGUUCUUUUCUGGUUUGGAGACCUGAACUUCAGGAUAGCAGACUAUGGCAUACAUUUUGUCAGAGAAUCAAUAAAUAAAGAGCAUUACAAUCUGCUAUGGGAAAAGGACCAGUUAAAUAUGGCAAAAAAGAAGGAGGCAUUUCUUCAGGAAUUCAUAGAGGGUCCUCUACAGUUUAAACCCACCUACAAGUUUGACCUGUAUUCAGAAGUAUAUGACACAAGUGAAAAGAAAAGAAAGCCAGCAUGGACUGAUAGAAUUCUUUGGAGAGUAAAAAAUCUCUGCCAGCAUGCAUCAAAGGAAGGCGAAUUCUCUGAAGAAGAACAGACAAUUUCUGUUACAUUGAAUAACUAUAGGAGUCACAUGAACUACGGCAUCAGCGAUCACAAGCCUGUUUCGGGAACUUUUGGGCUUGAGUUGAAGCCUCUUGUGUCAGAUCCUUUCAUCACACUGAAUCCUGAGGGUGAGUGGAGCUCAGAGCAUGAUGUUCUCAUCAGAUAUUCUGCAGUGCCUGAAUUCCCAAGUAGUGCCUGGGACUGGAUUGGACUCUUUAAGGUAGCUUUCAGGCAUGUGAAUGACUAUGUUACUUAUGCUUGGGUGGAAGAUGAUGAAAUUUCUUCUAACAAAGACAGUAAACAAGUUUACAUGAGUGCUGCAGAAAUACCUGAUACGGGAGGAGAAUUUUUGCUUUGCUAUUACAGCAAUAAUUUUCAGUCAAUAGUUGGUGUCAGCCAGCCUUUUCAGAUUCAGCCUAACAGAACAGUAAUAGAAAAAGAUCUGACACAGGAAGACAACAGUUGGAUGCAGAAACCUGACAAUCUGGAACCACAUAAUGACUUCUGAAGGCAGAAAGGGCAUUUAAUGGUCCUAAGUCAGGAGUCAUAUGAUUCUUUAUGUCUUAGUUAUUGCAAACUUUUACUCUUAGAAGAUGGAGUAGGAUAGUGCAAAUAAGACAGGUAGGAUUGCUCAGAAACAUUGUAAGCUCACAGAACAUAAUUUAUUGUGGAAACAGGUAUUUUUAUUGUUACAGGGAGAGUAACUCUCUUGCACUGGCUGAAAAGUGUUAAAUAGCAUCUAGUGAAUGCUGUAUGUUUUAAGGUGAUAGACAUUUCUAACCCAAUGAUUUAACCUAAGAUGCAAUCUGUAAUAGAUUUUUAGGCUUGCUCCUUUAUUUGUAAAGGAUAUAUUAUUUACAAUGCCAUAUUUACUGUGCUAUAAAUACUUAAGAACCAACUUCCAAAUGUUGACUUUAAGUUGAAGUUAUUUUAAAAAUUAUUUAUUAGAUACAGCUAAUCAGCUUGUUUUGAAAUUCUUGUUUGACUUCCAAAUGUAAUCUAGUUGAAACAUGUGGCAGUAGGUCACAUGAAAACAAAUUGUUUCAUAGAAUCAUUUUGGUUGGAAAAGACCUUUAAGAUCUUGAAGUUCUUCUUUGGUAGUAGAUUCCUUGUUUUCAUGGCUCAGCAUUAACCAGGAUCCCAUAAUUUUUGAAAUCAAUUCCUUAGCAUAGGUGAGCAAAGCAUACAUGAAGUACUAGUGAUCAUGGCAGUAACCCCAAUUGUUUUCUGUUGUCAUAUUGAAUCUAGAAAGCUAAAGCCCAAUUUAAAUACUUCCCUGAUACCAUUCUGCCACAUGAUUACUCCACUAAUUACAGAGAUGAUGAUAAUUGUAGAUAGGGAAAUUCAGUGGAGCAGAUUCUUUCUUAUGGCAUAAUCUGUGCUCCCAAAAUUGUAAAUAUCUCCAAUUUAUAGCAACUGCUUAUGAAAAUUUCUGUUUUUCUAGAAGUACUUAGACCUUAAUGUAUCCUGUGCACUUAACAGUGGAGAUGGAAUAAGAAACAGUAUGUAUUUUUUAAAAUCUGAAAGGCAGCUAGCUUCAGAAACAGUUUGAUUUCUUGAUGAGGAAAUGGAAAUGAUUGGAAAGGAUUGGAAGGAGGCACCAAGAUUCCACAGAAUCUCAGACUGCAUUGCCAGAAAGAGCACUUGUCAGUCUCCCAUGUUCUAGAUACACAGCUUUGAGCUACCUGCUGUGUAUGGUAAGUAAAGUUAGUUACUAAUCAUUGUAAUGUUGGCUAUGGUGGAAAAGAGAAAAUUUGGUUCAGGUGGGAAGAGCAAAGCAAAAGAUGAAAAGAUGUUGGUGUUUUUAUGCUGGAAUAUUGCAUUAGAACUGAAUGGAUUCUUUUUUUCUCUUUUUCUCAAAGCCUUAGUUUUUCUAGGAUUAUUUUGACAUAGAAAGUGACUACCUUGAUAUGGCUUUUUUUUUUUUUUCAGGUACUUGCUUGUAUUAUUCACUAUAUAAAUGUGGGAUCCAGGCAUCUUUGUAUACUGAGGAAACUAAACAUAGGUCAAUGCUUGGUGUUUGGAACUGUUUCCAGUUGUAAACAGUGAGGGUGGGGUCAGAGGAUACUGUGUUCAUUACACAGAUUAAAACUGCCUUGAGAUUUACAGUUUGUACAUUCCUGUUUGUUACACUUUGGAACAACAUUAGAAACACUUCUCACAUUUGUACCAGUCUUGCAAUAAUUUAUUUUGCACUGAAUCUUUCAGAUACAUGACUUUUCGUGGCAGUUAGGGCAUGAGACCAAUCCUUACUAAAUUACAGGGAGCUGGCUGCUCUUGAGUUGUACUCUUUUUGUGCUUUUACUUCUGUAACUGUAUUACCAUACUCCAUGCAAGGAGACUCUAUGGAAAAGUCAAAGAAGAGUGGUCUUUGAAUUCCAGACCACAGCUGGCGACUUGUGGACCAAGAUCCAGUUUCUUACCCGGGUGGACCUGCUGUUCCUCAGCAGCUCAGAGGGGGAGCCAAAGAGCCGCUUUUCAGAGGCAAGAAACUCAAGAUAGUUAACACUGUGGGAGAGCUGAUAAACCUCUCAAUCACUGGACGUAGAAGCUGCAAUUCUUAAACUAAUCCUUUGAACUACAGCACUUAACUGAAAAUGCCCACGGCAGCUCUGAUUCAAUCUGCUUGUGUGUCAGUAGGAUGCAGCACAGAACUGUGUACUUCUUUCUUAAGUAUUCUGCACACAGUAGCACUUUUGUUUACUACUGUUACCUACGGUAGCUUUUCAGACUAUUCCAUGACUUGUUAUGAAGCAAUUUCUGAUGAAAUUAUCUUUCAUAAGGCACCUUUAAUGGGAUGUUAUAAUCACUGGAAAUGUUUUUAUACUCGUGUUUUCUUUAUGUACCUCUAAAAUAAAUCCUGGCAGUGAA